CGCGGCGGCGGCGGCACUUCCGUCGCGGGCGGCGGGCGGGCGAUGGCGGCGCAGUUCCGCAGCUACGUGUGGGACCCCGCGCUGAUCGUGUCGCAGAUGGUCCUGCUGCAGGCGGGAUACUACAGCUCCCUCGGGCUCUGGCUCGCCCUCCUCGGCACCCUGGGCAGCACCGGGCCCUCCCUCCAGCAGGUGUUCAGCGACGAGAUUUUAGGCUUCUCAACCCCGCCGGGGAGGCUCUCCAUGAUGGCUUUCAUCCUCAAUGCACUCACCUGCGCUCUGGGCUUGCUGUACUUCAUCCGCCGGGGGAAGCAGUGCCUGGAUUUCACCGUCACCGUUCACUUCUUCCACCUCCUGGGCUGCUGGAUCUACAACUCGCGCUUCCCCUCGACGCUGACAUGGUGGCUGGUGCACAUCGUGUGCACGGCGCUGAUGGCGGCCAUCGGCGAGUACCUGUGCAUGAGAAUAGAGCUGCGGGAGAUCCCCCUCAACUCCGCCCCCAAAUCCAACGUAUAGACUGCCGCUGGCAACCACGCGCUGCGUUUUGUCAUUGUUCCCGGCACAAUGCAUCCAAUGCCUCAGAAUCAUCCCUGAAGAAGCACAGCAGGUCUGUUUAGACUUUAUGGUUUUGGUUUUUUUUUCCUUUGGACCUCGGUGACUGCAUGAGUGUGAGCAUCUCCUCUGGCAUCGUCUGACAGCGGGGGAGGAGCAGAUGUUUAUUUUGUUAACACAAAGUAUUAAUAUGACUGGAUGGAGAGUGUGCCCUUAAACUCUUCACUCGUGGGACUGUUAAAAGCCAGGUAGCAAAACGUGAGGAGCAUUUGGAAUUUAACGAUGUGGGAGUGCCCUGGAUGGGUAACACAAUGGUCAGCUCUUCUUGCUGGAGCUGGCACGGUGAGCACUGGGGCUGGGAGCUGCUGCUUCCAAUCUGUGACUUCUUUGGGCAUUGCUUGGGAAAGAGUCAAGGAAGUGAAUGGAUGGGGAGAAAGAAAACAGUUGUGCUUACCUGAAUCACCAGCUGAGACACUAAAUAAUAACCUGUAAUGUUAGAUGGGUUUGUUUGCUGUUUCCAUGUUUGAUACAUAGAGGUGACAGACAGCAGUUUGCUGAAGAAAUCUUUUGUAAUAAUAAAAAUAUAAUGUUGCUGUGAGUGUUACGGCUCUCCUGGGAAGCUGAGCACUUCAAGAAAUACCAUGAGUGUCUGUAUCAUGGCAACAGGAGGAUGCAGCCAGAGAACACUUGGCUGUGAGGUGCCCACUGUCUGGGGCACAUAAAAUUUCCUACAAUAAACAUUUCAUACCUCUGCUCUGAAA
Molecule: messenger RNA, 1310 nt
Organism: Haemorhous mexicanus (house finch)
Lineage: Eukaryota; Metazoa; Chordata; Aves; Passeriformes; Fringillidae
Gene: SYS1
Product: SYS1 golgi trafficking protein
Exons: 3
Coding region: 43-513 (156 amino acids)
Biological process (GO): protein localization to Golgi apparatus; Golgi to endosome transport; Golgi to plasma membrane protein transport
Cellular component (GO): Golgi membrane; trans-Golgi network
Source: RefSeq, a predicted model, not a curated record